AUGGCAAGUGAAGGCAUUAGUAGUGUGUCCAUUUGGGUCAAAUUUAAUGGAGUUCCAUUAGAGUUUUGGACUGCUAAAGGGUUGAGCUAUGUUGCGAGCGCUAUUGGGAAACCUCUCUACAUGGAUAAUAUCAUGGAUACGGGGGAUAGAUUGGAGUAUGCAAGAGUUUGUGUUGAGAUUGACACAGCUUCUUCAUUCCCGAAUUCAGUGGAACUAGGCCUCCUGAAUGGAAUGUCACUUACUCAAGUAUGGCGAAUGGUGACUAAGAGGAAGGAGAAUGUGUUAAAGGACGUAGUUGUGCAAGCGGAGAAUGUGGGCAAGAGCUCUAGCCGCAAAAAAGAGCAGCCUAUUAAUAAGUCGAGAGUCAUGGUUAGUAAAACAAAACCCUCCACUAAUCAAUUUGUGGUUCUUAGUUCAGGCAAUAGGCUGGAUAAUUGGGAACUAGAUGGCGAAGAGGGUAGUGAGAAUGUCGAAGAUAGGUUUGGAAAAGAUAAGGAUGAAAUGAGUGGGGUAAAUGUUCCUAGGGGGGCUGAUCUUAACAGGGGCAAUAAUCGAGGUGCGCGUGAUGAUUGGGGUAAGUGUGUUAAGGGGAAUGAAUAUGGGGUAAGUAUUCCUAACAUAGAAGAGAGGAGAUUGGAAGUAAGCAAAAGGUUGAAUGCUCUGAGUGCUGGUGACAACGGUAGAGAAGUAACCCCACCUAGGGUUCCCUUGGUGGAAAACAAUGAGGGGUGUGAAAUGGGGUCUACUUCACUAGCUAUUGUGAGAUUCGGAAAUUUGAUUCGAGUAGAUGAAAAGGAAGGUCUUAAGGAGGGGAACAUAAGUCUUUCUAAAAGCCAAAGGAGGAGAUUAGCCAAGAAGGCGAGGGAAGUUCCUAGCGCCCAGCCGUCCCAUGAUUAA
Molecule: messenger RNA, 897 nt
Organism: Pistacia vera
Lineage: Eukaryota; Viridiplantae; Streptophyta; Magnoliopsida; Sapindales; Anacardiaceae
Exons: 2
Coding region: 1-897 (298 amino acids)
Source: RefSeq, a predicted model, not a curated record